UGGUUAUAUCGCAUCACGAACAGAUAACAGAGCGGGACAGUUUAUCGCCAUACGCAAAGAGAAAUCACAAGAAGAAGUGAAGAAGAAAGCAGCGAAAAUGGCCCAAACACCCCUCAAGAAGAAGGCGUCGACGAGUACGAAGAAGCGAACAGCCUCCACCCUCGGACCGCGCAACAUCGCCCCCAAGAAGCAGUUGCUCAUUAAGCAGAAGAAGUUGAAUAAGAAACUCACAUCCGGCCUCGUCACGCGAACAGAACGAACCCUCGCUCAGAAAGCAGGCCAUCUGGAGAUGUUGGCUGGGGGGAAGAAAUCCCAGAAGGAGAAGGAGAAGGAGGAGAAGGAGAAGGCGAAGAAGAAAUGAUCUAUUCUUGUUGUGUUUCUUUUCUUGUUCAUGUUUGGAUAAUUGCGCUGGAAACUUCGUGUUAAAGAGCUUGUUGCUGUUACUGUUACUAUUGUUGUUGCUUUGACUGUUGCUGUUGCUGUAUAUCAUUAUGAUUAAUGAAUGAUAG
This is a messenger RNA of Aspergillus candidus, 509 nucleotides long. Its product is annotated as DUF2462 domain-containing protein. NCBI's taxonomy places the organism in Eukaryota, Fungi, Ascomycota, Eurotiomycetes, Eurotiales, Aspergillaceae. The record is from RefSeq and is a predicted model, not a curated record. The coding region runs from base 98 to 361 and encodes 87 amino acids. The transcript has 3 exons.